AUGAAGAAAGCGUUUCUAAUUUCAAUAGCCUUUUAUCUACUAAAUUUAGUGAAUGCAAUUCAAUCGAAAGAACAAGAAGAAAUAAUUUGUCCUAAUCCCCAAGAUCCCGCUGAUUGUUAUCCAAAAAUAUUUAUAGCUACUAACAACUGGCAAACUAUACGAGAAGGUCAAGAAAUUCCUCCUGGUUUACACGUAAGAUUGAAUAUGGAUACAUUACAAAAAGAAGCAAAGUUGAUGUCGAACGAAGAAGAAGGAUCAGAACCUCAAAAUGAGCUUAUAGUGGGUGAAAAUAAUGAAGAAUCAGAGGAAACUGAGUCAAAUCCAAAUCAGCAUAUACUCGACGCCGCUAAUGAGAUAUUAAAACAUCAGCAGAAUUCAAAACCACAUAAGUCAAAAGUAAAAAAGGAAGAUAUGUCUGAACUUGAUUCAGCAAUAUAUGAAGUAGAAAAUUAUCAAACUUCCAACGCUGAGGACGAUAAAGUAUUAUUAAAUUUAUUAGAAGCGAUUGAAGAUUUAUCACAUGAUAUCGAGCUUGGGGCCAAAAUUACAUCUAAUUCAGAAUUUAUUAGUAAGUUGUUAUCAAUUGGAUCGACCUCACCAAACCUGGAAAUUUCUGAAAAGAGUUACAACAUUAUAGCGUCAUCAUUGAGAAAUAAUCCUGAAGCUAUAGAUAAUAUAAUAUCCUCACAGCCCGAUUUAGUCAAUCAUUUGUUCGAUGAUAUAUCAAGAUCGAAAAAUGACAAAGUGCAAAAAAGAGAAUUAGGUAUAAUUCAAGCUUUGAUUCAAAACUCAAAUUUUAAAGCCAAACUUGCAAAUUUAAACAAUGAACAAUCUGGAAUAAAUAAACUAAUCAAGCUUUACUCCAAACUAGGUCCAGAGUCUCAAAGAAGAAGUAUAAAUAUAAUAAAUGACCUUGAACUCACAACGAAAACAAAUGAUAGAAGAUCAAUAGAAGAGACAGACCCAAAUUCCAAUUUUUCAAACUUCCUACAAGCAUUAUUAAUUGAAAAGAAAUUGAAUAAAGAUAAUUUUCAAAAUCAUUUCAAGGAUCUUGUUGACUUACACUCUGAUAAUUCAAAAUUAAAACCAAAUAAUCAAUUCUUGAAAUGGUUGAGCGAAGAAGUUGAGACUAGGAAAGAAAGAAACUUAAAAAUUAAAAGAGAUGUUGAGAAUGUUGAUGAUCAAUUGCAAAAAGAUUUGGAUUUUGAUGAUUAUAUGUUAAGGGCUAGACAUGAAAUAUUUGGAAAUCCAAUGGGGUUAAGAAAAGCUAUAGCUGAUGAAUUGUAA
Messenger RNA from Lodderomyces pseudojiufengensis, 1287 nucleotides. RefSeq lists its product as uncharacterized. The transcript has a single exon. Gene Ontology annotation, molecular function: adenyl-nucleotide exchange factor activity. Lineage: Eukaryota; Fungi; Ascomycota; Pichiomycetes; Serinales; Debaryomycetaceae. Gene Ontology annotation, cellular component: endoplasmic reticulum. Bases 1 to 1287 code for a protein of 428 amino acids. The record is from RefSeq and is a predicted model, not a curated record.